Messenger RNA from Heterotrigona itama, 3327 nucleotides. The record is from the annotation of a GenBank genome assembly. Lineage: Eukaryota; Metazoa; Arthropoda; Insecta; Hymenoptera; Apidae.
AUGUCGCAGCAAACACGUAUUGAUCAAUUUUAUAAAUCAAACCACAAAGGAAAUUCUUAUGUGACGAAUGUUAAAAAACUUUCUAGAUCAAGAAGUGAGCCUUAUUCAAAGAUGAAAAAGAAAAAGGAAAAUGAAAAACAAAAUGUUUCAUUGUCAGAAAUUAAAAAAUGUGAAUCAGAUUGUAUAAUUAUAUAUGACAAUCUGAAUGAUAAUUUAAAUAAUACAGAAACGUUUAAAAGUAAUGUUCAAGCAUUGAAUCAGAAUGAAUCAAAUAAUUCAAAACAAAUGUUGAUGUAUGAUAAUGACAAAAAAUACAAAUUAUCAAUGAAUCAAGGAAUAAGAGAAAUAUCAACUGAAAAUGAAGAUUCAUUGAUGAUAUCAAAAAAUUUUCCAAAUUUUAAUCCACAAGUAUCACCAGAUAAUAUUAAUAUACGAUCACAGAAAAUGUCAGAAAGUAAAUCAGAAAACAAUAGUCAUAGAAUAUCACCACCUAUUAUUGAAGAUAAUUCUUACUUAAAAAGAAGUCUAAAUAAGAAACUGAGAACUCCAAAUAAAAAUAAAUCUCCAUUGAGAAAUCCUAAUAGUUCUUUCUCAACACCUGAAAAAUCAAAUUAUGCUUCCAGAAUGUCGUCUGUUACUCCCAGUAAAUCUCCAAGAAGUAUUGCAAGGAAAAGAUUUUUUGGUGAAAAUAUAGAUGCUGAUAUUAUGGCUCAAGCCAUUGAACAUAUGAAUUUAGCAACGCAAGAUAACUUUGAUUUAGAGAAAAUAUAUUCCAGAAGUACAUUUAAAUAUCAGUAUAAUAAUACAAAUAGUAAACGUGCAACAAAGUAUAAAUUAAGUGAUAUUGAUAUAUGUGAUGAUUUAGAUGCAAAAGUCUUAUUUACUACUAUAUUCAUCGUACUCUAUAAUCCUGUUAAUUGUGCUUAUUUUACAGAAUUUGAAUUUGAUUUCAUAUUUUCUAUAAUCACUCUUCCUAAAGAAGCUCAAAUGUUAUUGGCAAGAAUGAUAAAAAGAAAAAAAGAGUGGUUUAGGAAAAGCGAAAUAAAUUAUCCACAAAUAGCUGCAGAAUUAAAAGAUAUUUUUGAUGUUCUUGUUUCACGAUCUAUUUGUUCUUUUGAUAUUAAAGAAGAAAACUUAGAUACAAUACUUAAAUUAUUACAAGUAAAUGAAAUUCAGCAACUUUGUAAGAAGAUGAACAUUGAUUCUAAAGGAAACAAAAAACGUAAUAUACAAAAGUUAUUAGAACUGUCAAAUAAGAAAUCUUUGUUUCCUGGAAUGAAAUCACCAAAAAUUAUUUUAUAUGAUUUAAUUUUGGAUACAUUAGAUUUUUGUGUAUGCAUAACUAAUGAAACAUGGAAUAUUAUUUAUAAAAUAAUAACAUUGUUAAUGCCAAAUCAAGAUCCCAAAAAUAGCCUAGCAGAUACAUUUUACAUAUUAUGUAAUGUUUAUUUAGGAAAUAUAAUAUAUCCAAAAAAUUUGAAAGAAAAUUAUUUUCCAAUAUUUUCUUCUAUAGUACAUUUAACAAGUUAUGUGACAGUUAAAUCUUUAUUAUUUACGAUGUUACAAAGUAAAGAGAAAAAAAAUUGGGAAGAAGUACGAAAAUAUGGAAAUUUAGCUAUGAAUAUGUUGCCAAAUUUAUUGAAUCAUGAAUCAUCCAGAUUAAAAGAUUCUGUGCUUCCUAAGCAUGUUAGACGUUUUAUGCCAGGAUAUAUAUGGUUGAAAAUACUUUCUGCAUCUAUAUGUGCAUUUAAAAAAGACGAAAAUGAAAAGAACAAUAGAAAACGAAUGGUAGAAAUUUUAUCAUUUUUAUUGGAGCAAAAUUGUCACAUGCAUGUACACAAAGGAGAAUGGUUUGCUGAAUUAGCUCUGAUUGAAAUGCAUCAUCAUAAAGACAUAGAAGCAUCUGCAUCCAUUAUAAUAAAAGCUUUAAAAACGGAAAACUUAACGCAAGUGGAUAAAGUAAGUCUCAUAGAAAGAGCAAGCAAAAUUGUAAAGAAGAAAAAUGGAAUCGAAAUAACCACGAAACAUUCUCUUAGUGAAAUAUUAGAUAGUCAUGUUCAUUAUAUGCCAAAAUAUGAAGCAGCAUCUAUCAUUGUACAUGCCACAGCAAUGCCAAGCGAUGCUGUAGGCAAUAAAAGUAAGUGGUGUAUAGAAAGCAAUACUGAAAGUCAAAGUUAUGGAUCAGUAGAAGCUGUUGCAUUUUAUUAUUAUCAGAAGCAAGGAUUCUCUGAUGGAUUGCAUUGUGAAGGUGCAUUACCGAAUAUUCUAUUUUGUACUUUGUUUUGGGAAGAAUUAUAUGAUAAGCAUGUUCCUGGAGCAUUCUCAACGCCAUAUGAAGAAGCUCCAAAUGAUUUAUUUACAACAGAAUUUUAUACAAAUCGGAAAGAAGGAAUAGAUAAGAAACUGCAAUUUCUUGAUAAUUUAAAUUCUGAAUUAUUAAGUUCUUUGAUGGAAGAAAAAUUCGCGGUACUUAAACAAUAUCAAUCAAUAAUGUUAUCAAACAUAAUAAAGGAUGAUUCACAAUUGAAGCAAAUAGUACACUGUUUGGGAACUCGGGGUGUAAUAGGUAUUUGUAAACGACUUAUUGAUAAUUUCAAACUCUGGAGAGCUGGAUUUCCAGAUUUAAUUGUAUGGAAUUAUGAUACUAAAGAACAUAAAAUUAUAGAAGUAAAGGGUCCUCGAGAUGUCCUUUCAAUCAAACAACGAUUAUGGUUGGAGUAUCUACAUCAACUCGAACUUAAUACCGAAGUGUGUCUAGUACAAGCAGGAGUUAUUUCUAAAUUAAAUUCAGCGACGGGAAUUCCAUGUUGUGCUACUUGCGGUGCAAACAUUGCCGCUGGAUACACUAUAGAUGAAGUACCAAUAACUAAGCAAACAUCACAGUUUUCAACAGCAGUAUCUAAUAUUUUAAUAAAAAGAUAACGUUAUUUUAUUGAAAAAUAUUUUAUUUAAAUGUUACAUAUAUGUCAGUAUUAAAAUUUAAAAUGUAUAGAUACUAUUUUUUUAAAAAUACUUACAAGCUUGCUCCAAUAUAUAUUCAUUUAAAUUUUCACCAAACCAUACAAUGUGAGGCCUUAAUAAACCUUUGCAAUUUUCUUUGUCACAUUUAGGUAAAUCUUCUUUUGGGAUAUCAGAAGUCGUAAUAUUUGGAUCUGGUAACCUAUUUAUAUUUAUAUUAAUGAAAUUUAUAAAAAGAUAUAAAAAAAAGAUCUUACCCUUUCCCCUCUAAUGCGGAACAUAUUGGAAUAUUUUUAUUUACAGCAACUUCGUUACAAAUUGUACAACGUGUUUUAUACAAUGAACCAUGAAGCUCCACAACAUCCUUAG